AUGUUUUGGAAAUAUUGGUCAGACGCGACACUUUCCGCACUCCAAGAAAAACAUGUUAUUGUCACCGGAGCGUCCAAAGGACUAGGUGAACAGUUCGCGUAUUUUCUUUCGGCAAAUCAUGUAUCGCAUUUAGUGAUCGCAGCUCGAACAACCGAUCUUCUAGUGCAAGUAUCAAAACGAUGCAUCGAUCUCGGCUGUCAAAAAAUAAAAUAUAUAACACUUGACGCAGGAAAUGAGCAAGAAUGUUCAUUCUUGAUCACGGAAUCUGUGAAAUUUUUCCCUGAUGGCACAAUCGACAUGUUAAUUCUAAAUCACACAGACUCCGUUUAUGAUUUUAUGGAUUUCAAUGCGCCACCAACAGAGAUAAUUGCCACCCUUUGCCGAGUAACUCAAGUAAAUUAUUUUGGAUACGCGGCGUUGGCACAUCAUGCUCUGCCAUACAUGACCAAUGACUUGACUACCACGAUAGCUUCGAUGGAGUCCCCAUUAACAAUCACGGUCACCACCACACGGAAAACUAAUAUUAUUGUGAUUUCUUCGAUGUCCGCGUUAUUAUCCAUACAAAAAACUCAUGCUUAUGCGGCAAGUAAAAGUGCCAUCAAUCAGUAUUUUAUCAGGUUACGUGACGAAUUACGAUUUCAAGGAUUAGCGAAAAAUUGUCGAAUUUCAAUUUGUAUUUUGGGUGCUAUCGGAACUCAGAAUUUCUAUCGAACUGUCACGAAUCCUAAUGUACUCAGUCAGGCUUCUGACCCGAAAGCAACAGUCGAAACAAUUGUAAGGAGAUCUUUAUGUGGUGAUGAUUGGAUUUAUUACCCGAGUUCAGUUGGUUAUAUUGCGUGGUUGUCUGGUUUCAUGCCAGAAGUCGUGAGUCGACUGGUUAAUUGGUUAUAUACAUAA
Messenger RNA from Ambispora gerdemannii, 897 nucleotides. NCBI's taxonomy places the organism in Eukaryota, Fungi, Glomeromycota, Glomeromycetes, Archaeosporales, Ambisporaceae. The record is from the annotation of a GenBank genome assembly.